This is a messenger RNA of Somion occarium, 1080 nucleotides long. The record is from the annotation of a GenBank genome assembly. Lineage: Eukaryota; Fungi; Basidiomycota; Agaricomycetes; Polyporales; Cerrenaceae.
GCCCAGUACCAGCCGAUACAAUCCGACAUUGAACGACCAAGGUUCCUCUCACUCAUCCGAUCGUGUGCGGAACACGAUCUCUAUUCUUGCAUCCCAACGAUAAACUUUCUUCCCGGGAGGUUUUUGGCUCGGGUGAGAUAUCUCGUAGUCUCUCAUAAUGUCUUACAUCUGCACCCUCGCUAAGAGGGGAAGGAAACAUAGAAUAAGUGUUGGAAGACAUGAUUUGACCCUUGCAUCGAUUGGGCAGCGCUCCAAACUAAUCACCUCUCUCGCACUAGCAAUAUUCCCCCUGCAGCGGCUCCAGAACCUCUACUUGUUCCCAUGCCUAACAUAGAUGGCGAGCAUCCCGUCGAAAACCAUGCGCCGGGGGUCGACUACGACUAUCCUCAUAUGACGCCGCAUCGCUGGGUCGGAGGCUAUUAUUUUACGCAAGAGACCUCUCGCAACAGAUUGAUGCCGGCCCUAGGAUACGAACCUCCAGAUUCAAAUGACCAUGACAGGAAUCAGGACAUGCAUUACCUUAUUAACCACUAUCUGGCGGCAAAUAAUAUGACGAGUGCAAUGGCAUGCCUGUACAGACUGAGGCCUAAAGAAAAGAGAGGUUUCCUCCUGGCUACGCACAUUGAAAUUCUGCCAUGCCCAUGUUUGCCGAGUCGAAGGAUGGAAGAGGAUGCGCGCGAUGUUGAGAUAAAGAACUGGUUGCUUACGACAGGCAAUCUCGAUGAGACGGAUGUAGCAUGGGUUUAUGUGGUUGAUACAAUGUCGACCGGGCUUUUAGGAACCGAGGGUAUCAAGCCGGAGAAGCAUUGGGACUACGAAGCUCUGCUCAAACCAACUCGCAGCAUCACCAUGGAACAAUCUAUACGGGAGAUGGAAGCACAUGGGGAAAUGGUGCUCCGGCUGCGAUACGAGGCAGAAGUUCAAUUCUUUCAGGAGGGCAAUAGAAGUCAGGCCGAAAGUUCAACGAAGUCAGGCUGAGAAUUGAAGGGGAGAUUUGCAUAAGAGUACUUAGUAUGUAGCGGCGGAUGUCGUUAUCAUGAACGUCAGAGGGUCUAUGUAACGUCUGAUUGCCUCAACGCC